This is a messenger RNA of Branchiostoma floridae (Florida lancelet), 2698 nucleotides long. RefSeq names its product tripartite motif-containing protein 3-like. Gene Ontology annotation, cellular component: nucleoplasm; chromatin. Lineage: Eukaryota; Metazoa; Chordata; Leptocardii; Amphioxiformes; Branchiostomatidae. The transcript has 3 exons. Gene Ontology annotation, biological process: positive regulation of DNA-templated transcription. The coding region runs from base 151 to 1956 and encodes 601 amino acids. The record is from RefSeq and is a predicted model, not a curated record. Gene Ontology annotation, molecular function: ubiquitin-protein transferase activity; zinc ion binding.
GGUUAAACUGUUUCCUUUUUUUGACGAAUCAUCAUGCCAGUCUAGAGGCUAAACGUCCUUCCAUGGAUACACCCACGGCUUGACUGGGAUUCGAACCCUGAACUCUGUAGUGCCAUUGCUACCACACAGACCAACCCAAAAUCUUGCCAUAUGGGUAACGAACAGACAAGACCGGCGGAGGUAACAAGGGAAACGGAUCUACCGACGGACGAACUCCUUACGUGUGGGAUAUGUCUUGAAGAUUUCAAGACUCCGAAAUUGUUACCAUGUGGGCACACCUUCUGUCAGGCGUGCCUGGAGAGGUACGUGCGAGGGGCAUCGGACAUGACCUGCCCUGUCUGUCGGCGGCAGGUGGCUAUCCCGCCCGAGGGAGUCGGCGCGCUGCCCGGUAACUUCUGGGUCGGGAACGUACGGGAGUUGUUGAGGGGACAGAGGCGGGAGCGUAGGGUGAAUGUCGGUGACACAAGAAGGCUGUGUGCGGUUCACGGUGAUGCCGAGUUUCGCUGUUUCUGCAAGGAUUGUAGCCAGCCUGUGUGUGCGGAGUGCAUUGUUGACUCCCACCGAGACCACGACGUGUCGUCCCUACGCGAGGUGACGGAGGAAAAGUGCGAGGAGGCCGCCGAGCUGCAGAGGAGCGCCCGGCGGUGGGUCGACCGGGUCGUCGAGAAACUACAGGCCUUCGACGAGUCCAGAAUCGACUGCGAGAGGAAGGAAGAGGCGCUGGAGAAAAAGAUCGUAGCCGCAAAAGAGGAGGUCAUCAAGCGGGCAGAGCAAAGUGCGGCUUCCCUUAUCGGCCAGGCCAGAACUGUUUACAAAAGGAGAGUCGAACAGUUUGACGGGAGGGCACAAUUUUUAGAAUCUCACUUGGCCGCCAUGUUGAAAGGACUAGAUGACCUUGACUGCGCGGUCAAUCACGCUGACAUUCCAGGCCUUGAUUCCAAGAUGGAGGCGCUAUCAGAAGUACUUGAACUUGAAGUAGAUACGACUACGCAAGUGCCGGCGAGCCCGCAAGUCGAUUUUGUCCCUCAAAAAGUAGCGGUGAAUCUUGGGAAGGUUGAGGUCAAAGAUCAAGCAGAUGGCGCGGAAGUCGAACGAAGACGUGAGGGUGACGGUCGUCUCAAAGUGGCACCAGCGAUUCCUCCUAAGAAAGUUCCUCAAAGAAUGUUCAAGUAUGGAAGCAAGGGAACGGGUGAGGGUCAGUUUGAAUGUCCUAUCCGGGCCACUGUAUCCAACGACAGGGUGUACAUUCUGGAUAAGGCGCUAGGGGGCAGGGUCCAAGCGUUUAAUCUCCAAGAUGGCGACGUCGUCUCGAGUUUCGUGCUCGGUUUCAGCAGCGGCGUCAUCCUGCUGAGUGGAGGCUUAUUGGUUGAAGCGAGCGGUGACGUGUACGUUCCAUGUAGCGUGACGGGUGCAAAACGAGCCAACGUCUUGUGGUCGCACUCAAGGGUUCCAACAAAGGUCGUUCUAAAGUUUGGCUCCAAAAACGAUCCAAUAUCUGACGCAGCUUCUUUGCCUGAAGAUAGAAUCGCCUUAGCCCUUAAAGGAAAGGUCUGUAUAAUUGAUAAGACUGGGCAGAAACUUUCAGAAUUCCUGACCUAUUCUGAAAGCGUUACAAACAUCUGUGUGUACAAAAGCGCCAUCUUGCUGUCUUUACACAAAGAGCAGAAAAUCCGAGUGUACAAACCGUCGGGUGAGCUCCGACACGAGUUCGGAGCAGACGCGCACAUGAGCGCCCCCUGUGGACUCACUGUGGAUCUGCAGGGUAGGGUGCUCGUGACUGACGGACCGAGCGGGCGGGUGAGCGCGUUCGACGGGCGGAAGGACGGGGAAUUUCUCCGGUAUGUCGCCUCGCAGGAGGACGGGCUGGGGUACCCCCGGGACGUCGCGUGUACAGGGGACGGUCGCGCUGUGGUAGUGGACUCACAUCACAACUGCGUGUUUAUUUUCAACUACUGAAUUCGGCAUCACUAAUCACAAGUCAUCUUGUCAUAGGGCAAAUAAAUAGUAUUAGCCCUUUGUGUUCUAAUACCUGGAAGUUAAGUUAGAAAAAAGCUUUUUGGAAGUUUAGCUCAUGAAAAACUAGACCUUGAAAGUGUCAAUACAGAGCAUAUGAGGAUAUUACGUAAGGCAUAACAUGCCGGAAUAUCGAAGUAGCCACCAGACAUAUAUUGGUCACCUGCACUUCAAUUAACCACAUUCAAACUUCCUUUUCUCGCGAUCGGGCGCUUGAGCUCCAUACAUACCCCCAAACAUGUCUGUGAAAAAAGGAUAAGAGUUCUUACCUGUAACACCCAUAUGCAUCUUAGCAAUAUCUCCCAACAACAAGACUUCUUAGUUACUUUUAAAAGGUUGGACCCAAACUGGAUCUUCUGUGUGAAUAAGUGACCUUUGCCCAGUCUAGUUUGGGUUUUGAAUUGUCUGGUAAAAAAAAGGAUUAUAUUUCUUUUGGCAUUCUUACCGUAUCAAGAACUUGUUUCUGUCAUCAAUAAGCGAGGGAACUUUUCCUGUGAUGUACACUUAAAAGUUGUUCCUCUCUUUAGACAUUUAUUAUAGUUGAUACAAUACUUAUCAAUCAUAUAAAGGCCAAUGUACAAGUUGCUCCAGACUAUGUCAAUUAGUCAAAAACACUGUAUGUUAACAUUGUCAUUUUGCUCCAUUCAUUAUAAUCAUUAAUUUUUCGUAUAUUAAAGUUUGAAAC